AUGCAGAAAAGAGAUGCAGAAAAUUUAGAGGAAACUGCAGCAUAUUAUGUGGAACAACUUUUUAGCAGAAAUAUGGUUCAGGUUGCAGAGACAGCUGUUGAUCAGAGGAUUAAAAGCUGUCAUGAUUUAUUGCGAGAAUUUGCAAUCAGCAAGGCAAAGGAAGAAAAUUUUUUUCAGAUCCAUGAGAUCAGGGAUGGUGAAAUAUUAGCAGAAUCCAGUCUUAGCUUCGAAACUUUCGGAAAGCUUAGGAUAGUAGACCUUGAGAAUGUUAGGAUUAAUUCCGUGCCAGAAGAAAUUGGUGAAGUCAGGUUUCUGAGAGACCAAGAAGACUUGCGUGACAUGCAGGUGGAGAAAGCUGCACUGCCACAGCUCCAGUGCCUGAGAAUCAGGAACUGCCGCUCAUUACGCGUGUUGCCGAAAGAGCUGAAGCACAUAUCUACUCUUGAUAAGCUUGAGCUUGUGGACAUGUCAAAAGAUUUUGUCAGUAGGCUUGAUGCGGGGUUGGUAUCCAAUGUCCCUUACCUCAAAAUAUUUUGA
Coffea arabica (coffee) is the source of this 537-nucleotide messenger RNA. RefSeq names its product disease resistance protein RPP13-like. The record is from RefSeq and is a predicted model, not a curated record. NCBI's taxonomy places the organism in Eukaryota, Viridiplantae, Streptophyta, Magnoliopsida, Gentianales, Rubiaceae. Gene Ontology annotation, molecular function: ADP binding.